GCGGCGCGGGUGCAUUGCCGCCGCCGCGGGCGGGCUGGCUGGCUGGCAGGCGGCGGGCCCGCAGUGGCGCGGCGUCCGAGCUGUGCGACCCGGGGGAUGGCCAUGGCCGCCUCUCCGGGCACCGCGGGCGUCGGCGGCGCCGGGGCAAUGCCAGGCUCCGGCCCGUCCAGCUUCGGCUUCGACUCGGGGCUCGAGAUCAAAACGCGCUCGGUGGAGCAGACGCUGCUCCCGCUGGUCUCCCAGAUUACCACGCUUAUUAAUCACAAAGAUAAUACCAAAAAGUCUGAUAAAACCCUGCAAGCAAUCCAGCGUGUAGGACAAGCCGUCAACUUGGCAGUUGGAAGAUUUGUUAAAGUAGGGGAAGCUAUAGCCAAUGAAAACUGGGAUUUGAAAGAAGAAAUAACUAUUGCCUGUAUUGAAGCUAAACAAGCAGGAGAAACGAUUGCAGCACUUACAGAUGUAAGCACCCCGCGUCACCCCGAAUCUGGUGGCCAGAUCACCAUUUUUACAGACAAAACGGGAGUUAUAAAGGCUGCGAGAUUACUCCUUUCUUCAGUGACAAAAGUGUUGCUGCUGGCAGACCGGGUGGUCAUUAAGCAGAUAAUAACUUCGAGAAAUAAGGUUCUUGCAACUAUGGAGAGACUGGAGAAAGUGAAUAGCUUUCAAGAGUUCGUCCAGAUAUUCAGUCAGUUUGGAAAUGAAAUGGUGGAGUUUGCACAUCUGACUGGAGAUAGACAAAAUGAUCUGAAAGAUGAAAAGAAAAAGGCAAAAAUGGCAGCAGCGAGGGCAGUUCUUGAAAAGUGUACGAUGAUGCUUCUCACAGCUUCAAAGACAUGUCUCAGGCAUCCCAACUGUGAAUCGGCCCAUAAAAACAAAGAAGGGGUAUUCGACCGAAUGAAAGUGGCCCUGGAUAAGGUCAUUGAAAUUGUGACUGACUGCAAGCCCAACGGAGAGACUGACGUUGCAGCCAUCAGUAUUUUUACCGGAAUUAAAGAAUUCAAGAUGAAUAUAGAAGCUCUCCGGGAGAACCUUUAUUUUCAGUCGAAGGAGAAUCUCUCCGCGACGUUGGAAGCCAUCCUGGAGCGCACGGAGGACUUCACCGAUUCCGCCUACACCAGCCACGAGCACCGGGAGCGCAUCCUGGACCUGUCGGCCCACGCGCGGGCGGAGCUCCAGCAGCUCGCCUCCGUGUGGAUGCACGCUCAAAGCAAGAGAACAAAAAGCAUCGCUGAAGAGCUGGAACUCAGUAUAUUGAAAAUCAGUCAUGGCCUCAAUGAACUUAAGAAAGAACUUCACAGCACAGCAACGCAGCUGGCAGCGGAUCUGUUAAAAUACCAUGCCGACCACGUGGUUCUGAAAGCGUUAAAACUUACGGGAGUGGAAGGCAAUUUAGAAGGGUUGGCUGAGUAUGCCUGUAAAUUCUCAGAACAGAAAGAGCAGCUUGUCGAGACCUGCCGGUUGUUGCGCCAUGUAUCUGGGACAGAGCCUCUCGAAAUAACCUGCGUCCAUGCAGAAGAGACAUUUCAGGUGACUGGCCAGCAGAUAAUUUCUGCUGCUGAAACAUUGACAUUGCAUCCAACUAGUAAAAUUGCUAAAGAAAACCUAGAUGUAUUUUGUGAAGCAUGGGAAUCCCAAAUUAGUGACAUGUCAACGUUGCUAAGAGAAAUCAAUGAUGUGUUUGAAGGGAAACGAGGAGAGAAGUAUGGCUACCUUUCACUUCCCAAGCCCCUGAAGAAUAAUGGAAACCUGAAAUCAUUAAAGCCAGAGAAGUCUGACUCUGAGGAGAAAGCCAAGAUUGCAAAGCUUGGACUUAAGCUGGGUUUGCUCACCUCCGAUGCCAACUGCGAGAUUGAGAAGUGGGAGAAUCAGGAGAAUGAGAUUGUUCGAUAUGGGCGGAACAUGUCCAAGAUGGCCUAUUCUGUAUAUUUAUUUACUAGGGGAGAGGGGCCACUGAAAACUUCCCAGGAUUUAAUUCAUCAAUUAGAGGUUUUCGCUGAAGAGGGCUUAAAGGUUGCUUCAAGUGCACAAGCUUUCUCAAAACAGCUGAAAGAUGACGACAAGCUUAUGCUUCUCCUGGAAAUAAACAAGCUAAUCCCUCUCUGCCACCAGCUCCAGACAAUAACCAAGACACCUGUGCAGAAUCAAGGGCUUCUAAAGGUUGAUAAAUGUAUUACAAAGACAAGAUCGAUGAUGGCUAUUUUGGUUCAGCUUCUCUCACUUUGCUUUAAACUACUGAAGAAGCUUCAGAUGGAAAACAACAGAUGGGUCUCAGUCACGAAUAAAGAUUCCGUGGAUGGUAAAACUUGAGAAGUUUUUGAGGACAGAUCUCGGGAACACCAUAUGGCAAAGCUGACAUUUUUAAAGCAAAUGAUCUUUUAUAUUUUUUGGAGUUCAGUCACUUUAUAAAGAAAAUAACACUGAAGUUCUGCUUUAUUUUUUGAUCAUGACACCGAUCGUGGCUUUUUGACAAUGAAGUGCUGUGGUAGUUGCUAGACCUCUAAUAGCAGUGUGAUUUUAAAAUGAGACAUUGCCACCAAUAUUCUUUAAAAAUCAAGCCAAAUAUCCCAGCUGUCUUAAUGACGGUUUAAUCCAAAGAAUCUAUUUUGAUUAUGUGCUUACCUUUGGCAUAUUUUAACUUUGUUUUCCGUUUUUUAUUUAAGCUUAUCAUCUAGAACACUAAUUUAAGCUGGAAAUACACAGUAGUCUGGUUGGAAGCAGUUUUCUUAAGCCUGUGGACUCUUCUUCAAUCCCUCUAAGUGUGAGUGGGCCUCUUGGCCACCCGCUGUCACAGACCAUCCAUGCGAGGAGCGCACUUUUGUUCUCUAACAAGCUUUUCACAGGCCAAGGCCAUCUGUUGUGAUGCAUAGCCCUUCCACCCGCAAAGCUGGGUCAUGGAGCUCAGGCCCCGGAAUCCUGGAGGAACUCACAGGAGAUGGCUUUUAGUUCUAGUUGUAGCCGAGCAGCCCGUCUACCCCGAACACUAGCUGGAAUCCUGAACCUAUUGUGCUGGCUUUAAAAAAGUAGUUUUUAAACUGUCUUCAGUAGUGACUGAUGGAAUGGAAGAUAUAAGAGAAUGAUAGAACUAAGAAGCGAUUUAAAAUAAAUUCUGAACCAUACAUUUUAUAUAAGUGCUCUUGGAAUGUUCAUUGUAAAACAAAUAAACAUCUUUAUUCUUUUUAA
Pipistrellus kuhlii (Kuhl's pipistrelle) is the source of this 3180-nucleotide messenger RNA. It is a transcript of the gene CTNNAL1, whose product is annotated as catenin alpha like 1. NCBI's taxonomy places the organism in Eukaryota, Metazoa, Chordata, Mammalia, Chiroptera, Vespertilionidae. Gene Ontology annotation, molecular function: actin filament binding; cadherin binding. The coding region runs from base 97 to 2307 and encodes 736 amino acids. Gene Ontology annotation, biological process: cell adhesion; Rho protein signal transduction. The record is from RefSeq and is a predicted model, not a curated record. The transcript has 19 exons.